AUGAUUGGCGUGGCCCGUUCGUCAGCCGGCAUGGAUGCGGAUGGCGGCGAGACUGGCGGUUGGUACGCCGACGCAAGGACCGCCGGGGCGGCGCGCGGCGCGCUGGCGCCGCAGGCUGCCCCCGGCAGGGCCAGACGGCAGCAUGCUCCGCAGCAGCACGGCCAGUGGCAGGCGGAGCAGCAGCGCGCGCCCGUGGUCCUCACGGCCUCCGGGCCGCAUGCGCGCGCCGGCGCCGCGGCGGCGGCGGCGGACGCGGGCCGCGGCGGGUGGGGGUGGCAGUGGAGCGAGGGGGAACAGGAGGAAGAGGAGGAGGAGGCCUGGUGGUCGAAUGGAGACGGAAUGGCCGCGGCGCGCUUCGCUGGUGGCGAGUAUGAGGGCCAAGGGGAAUGGGGGGUGGCCGCUCCUCAGGCGGAGGGCCGCUUUUCGGGGUGGCAGCAGCCCGCUGCUCGCUCACCGCUCCCGGAGCCUCCCGCGCCGCCGCCGCCUCCGGCCACCCAGCCGCCGCAACGGCCCGCGCCGCGGCAGCAGUGGAUGUGGCAGCGGCGGCGGCGGGCGCAGGCCGACGCAGCGGCGGCCGCCGCCGCAGAGGCGGCUGCGGCUGCGGCUGCGGCGGCGGCGGCCGAGCGCCAGGCGAGCCCCUCCUCAUCUGGCGCCACCCGCAGCGGCAGCGCCGGGCGCCCGCCGCUGUGGGGCCGCUUCUCCUCCGCAGCAUGCGACCCGCCCGCCGGCCCCGCGCGCCGGCCCGGCGGCGGCGCUGCGGGCGCGUGGGCCGCGGGCGAUAGCGACAGCGGCAGCGACGCCAGCGGCGGGGGCGGCGGUGAGGAGGAGGACGGCUUUGGCUACGGCGGCGCCGGCCGCGGCGAGGCGGACAUGUCGCUGCCGCCGCCGCCGCUGGAAGCGUUUGAGCAUGCUGACGAGGACGACGGCGACACCACCGCCGCGCAGGUGCUGAGGGGCCGCGACCCGCAGGGCAUACCCUGGGCCCGCCUUCACUUCUCCCGGGAGGAGUACCGGCAGCAGCGCCUGGACUCGUACCAAAAUUACACAAACCUCAUAGGCGAGGGCGAUGGCCCCAAGGUUCGCACGGAGCUCUGCGCCGGCCGCCCCCAGCCGGCGCGCGGCGGCAGCGCGUACGCCUUCCUGCGCAACUGGCGCGGCGUUCCCAGCAGCAUCGUGCACUUUCAGCCGCCGCAGCCGCCGCCUCAGCAACAGCAGCCGCUGCCGCUGCUGCCACCGCUGGUGCCGCCGCCGCAGCCAACGAUGAGCUGGGGGCCCGGCCCUGCGAGCCGCUGCGGCGCCUUGGCUCCUCCGCCGUGCUACCCCCGCAUGGACAUCGCUGAAACGGCUGAGGGCGGCAGUGCCCUCGACCACCACCACCCCGGCCCUUUUGCACUCAUCUUCAACCCCCCCUCCCCACGCCUCCUCCGCCUGCAAACCCCGGGGCCGACCCACUCGAACCGCAAACGGCCGCAGCUGCGCAACCUGCUGUGGGCGACCAGCCCCCACGAGCUGUUGGUGGUCAACUCGAACGCCGUGUGCCACUGGAGCGGCGUCACGCGGCGCACGACAGAGGUGCUCAACCUUCGUGGCCUGCCCAAGGGGCCGCGGCUGCCAGGUGUCGGGCGCGUGCAGAUCAGCACCCUGGGGGUGGAUGGUGACCUGCUGGCGGCGGGCGGCUUUGCCGGAGAGCUCGUGGUCGCGCGCAUGAGGGGGGCAGACGGUGACGUCAUCGGGGGCGGCGCUGACGUCAUCUCCGGCGGCGGCGGCCGCGGCGCCUCGAGCGGCCGGGCGACGAGCGCGGGCUCGGCGCGGGGAGGGAGGGGGGAGGCGGAUUCGGAGGAGGAGGGGUCGAGCGGGGAGGAGGGGAGGGGGCAGGAGGGCGACGAGCAGCGGCGCCGCCGCCGCCGCGCGUGGCAGGGCGGCGGCGGCGCGUUCGGCGCGCUGGCGUGCGGGUUCGGGAGCGUGGGGCGGCACUGCCGGCUGGUUUACAGCGGGCGCGUCACGCAGUGCGAGAACGGCAUCACCAACGGCGUCGAGAUCUCGAGAUCUUGCCGCCUCGGCCGUGCGAUCAUGACCUCCAGCAACGACUCAACCCUCCGCGUGUUCGACGCCGCCACCCUCGCGCCCCGCGCGCGCGUGGUCUUCCCCUGGGCCGUCAACUUCGCCUCCCUCCGCCCCGGCGCGGCCGCCGCCGGCGGCGGCGCGGUGGCCGCGGUCGUGGGCGACGACCCGGACGCGCUGCUGGUCGAUUUGCUGUCUGGGCGGACGGCUCUGCGGCUCACGGGGCACAGGGACUUCGCUUUCGCGGCCGCCUGGCACCCGGCCGGCGGCCUGCUGGCUACGGGGAACCAGGACGGCACGGCGAUGGUGUGGGACGUGCGGGCGCCGGGCGGGCCGCUGGACGUGCUGCCGGGGCGGCUGGGGGCGAUGCGGGCACUCAGAUGGUCGUCAGACGGCAGCUUCCUGGUGGCCGCGGAGCCGGGUGACUUUGUCCACGUUUUUGAGAUGGAGGGGGGCGUCGCCGCCAAGCGCGCAGCCCUUUCGCUCGACCGAUAA
This is a messenger RNA of Monoraphidium neglectum, 2556 nucleotides long. RefSeq lists its product as hypothetical. The coding region runs from base 1 to 2556 and encodes 851 amino acids. The transcript is spliced from 9 exons. Lineage: Eukaryota; Viridiplantae; Chlorophyta; Chlorophyceae; Sphaeropleales; Selenastraceae. The record is from RefSeq and is a predicted model, not a curated record. Gene Ontology annotation, molecular function: protein binding.